AUGGUUCUCACGACCUCACACCAUCAGUACCCACCCUUUGCUGAAGGAGUGACAACCGCACCACUGGUCUCGAUUUCCCUUAGUAAGCUCGAAACCAACGAUGAUGUCGAGUCGCGUACCUUCUUCAAGGCUUCGAAAGAGCUCGGCUUCUUCUACCUGAGCAUGGAAGGUUCCUCACUGGGCGAAAAGCUGGUAUCACAAGCCGAACAACUGCACCGUCUACAAAAGGAGUUUCACAACCUUCCCGAUGCGGAGAAGGACAAAGUUGCUCGAGAAAAGAUCGACCCCUUCUUCGGGUAUCGCCAUCUAGGUACAACAGAGCUGGAGGAUGGCUCAGUGAAGCGAAACGAGACUUAUAAUAUGCGCAAAGACGACCUCGUCGGCAAUUGCACGCCACUUCCGUGCCCGGACCUGAUCAAGCGAAACUGGGAUCUGUUAGCGAGUUACGCCCGGAAUUGCCGAGCCGCCAUCGACCUCAUGUUCACGCACCUUGAGCGUAACCUGGAGCUACCUAUAGGAACCCUCGCGAAAUUGCAUCGAAUUGAGGAGCGAUCAGGAGACCACAUAAGGUUCAAUAGGACAGCGCCGGGAAAAUUCAGCGAGGAGAAAGCCAAGCUAGGCGAGCAUACUGACUUUGGCUCCCUCACCAUUCUCUUCAAUUGGCUGGGUGGACUGCAGAUCCGACUCCCGGAAACGAACGAAUGGGUCUACGUACGCCCUGUUCCUGGCUCGGCGGUAGUCAAUCUUGGGGAUGCCCUCGUUAGGUUCACGGCCGGGUUGUUGCGAUCCAACGUUCAUCGCGUCGUCCCUCCACUUCCGCCACAAGACAAGAUCGAUCGGCACAGCCUGGUGUUCUUCUCCCGACCUGAAGACGCAGUGGUUCUGCGGCGGCUCAAGGGCGGGCUCAUCGACAAGCAACCGGAGUCGCAGAAGGAGGAGUUGGAGUUGACGAGUCAGGAGUGGAUUUUGCGACGGAGUGUGGGAGAUCUGAAGGGAGUCUAUACGCAUCAAGGCGGUCUCGAGUUGCGCCUGCCUAUGGUUCAAGGGAAGGCUUAG
Molecule: messenger RNA, 1056 nt
Organism: Cladophialophora yegresii CBS 114405
Lineage: Eukaryota; Fungi; Ascomycota; Eurotiomycetes; Chaetothyriales; Herpotrichiellaceae
Exons: 2
Coding region: 1-1056 (351 amino acids)
Molecular function (GO): dioxygenase activity
Source: RefSeq, a predicted model, not a curated record